Messenger RNA from Moneuplotes crassus, 1839 nucleotides. NCBI's taxonomy places the organism in Eukaryota, Ciliophora, Spirotrichea, Euplotida, Euplotidae. The record is from the annotation of a GenBank genome assembly.
AUGAAAGUUGGAAUUGCGCCAAAGUUUAAGUGGACAAGAAGAAGGUUGGCGAGAGUAGUUGUGGUCGUUGUGGCUUUGGUGAUGGUCACUUGUAGAGGUGAAAGUGGAGAUAAUUAUACAGAAGACAAUAUAUCAAGAGUUACCUCCAUUGAGGAAGAGAAUAGCCAAGCUCAAAGAAGGAAUCUUGCCUCUGAUCGUUCUAAUGGAGACUUUGACAACUGUAAAUGCGAUUUAACAACUAAUUCAUGUGAUGUGAACUGCUGAUGAGAUGACGACUGUUCCUCUGAUCUAAAACAAAAAUGGGAGAACAGAGAGUUUUCAUGUCUUUAUGAAGGAGACAGCAAUACAAUCAGAUCAGCAGGAGAAUGAUAUGAUAGAGAUGUAGUCGCAAGACUUUCAGAUUUACAAGAUGGAUAUAGAAUCUUCACUAAUCGUCUCGGCUCAUUUGGAUGCAUCUUAUUCAAAAGAGAAUCUAAGCCUGAAGGAUUUGUUGAGAAAACCUUUACUGUAACGAACGAAGCUCAAUUUAAUAAUGAAGCUGAUGAAGCAGAGGAUAAUUUCUCGGCUCCUUUAGAAAUAACGAAAGAGAACACUACGAGUCUAUAUAAUUUAGGAGAUAAUUUAUUCCAAGACUUGAAUACAAAGUUCAAACUUCCGACUCCAAACUCGUUCGGUGUGUGAGAAGAGACAAGAGCUGUUAAGUUUAUGCAAAAUAGAAAUUCAACUUCAUGUACAAGAUUGACGACUUAUGAUGGUUGCAGUUCAGAAACAAUGGUUCCAUCAUUUACAUUAUUACCGACGAUCCAAGCUACAUCAAGUACUACAGUGACUGCUACAAGUUUGAAUACUUGGUCUGUUGCAGCUGAUAAGACCAUUAAUAAAGCUUUCACUUUCCCUGCAACAAAUCAAAUUGCUUCUAAAAGUGGCACAACUACUUGUACUUGCACAAAUGUUCCAAAAGAAAUCCAUUAUAUUGCUUAUACGUCAGGCGGAAGCCAGAUUACUUCUAUCAGUGCUAAUGUUGUUUUUGAAGCAACUAUUAGUGGAACUUGAGCAAAUACCUUGGCUUAUGAACAAAUCUACUCUUUCACGUUCAAAGAAUCUUCGAAUAGUAGAAUCCAAAGCGGAAGCCCAGGAUACAAGAAAGGAUACCCUAUUCUAGCAGGAACUAGUGCUACUGACAGCAGCAAUAGAGCAUAUAUAAAGGCUAAAGAGCAAGGUUUUCAGCUAUAUGGAGCCAAAGAUAAUGGAGAAUGUAUCAUUGAUGCCACUACUAACUUCGAUGCUGAUUCUUACAGCUAUUAUAGAGAUCCUUAUCUGACCUUCGGAGAUGGCUCAAUGUAUGGUUGAAAACUGAGUUAUACAGCAACUCAAUUAGAAACUUUCUGCACUACUCAAUCUGCACAAGUUGCAUUAAUCAACAAUUUGAAAACUAAUUUGAAGAAAGUCGGCAUAUAUGGAAAUUCUAAUCCUCAUUUCCCUCUUGAUUGGAUAGAUGUGGAAUAUGUCAGUUCUCUUGAAACCACAGCUGCAUGGAUUGGUAGUACUACAAACACGUGCACAUGGAAUGGAGCUUAUUCUUUAAAAAUAUACUACACGCGUCUUGGAGUUGAUGAAAACCCUCAAUACAAAAUCUCCAGAGUUAGGUUGAUCCCUGAAAGAAUUGUCUGGAAGUACACCGAACUAGUAAAUACAGAAACACAAGACUUCAACUUCCAGGUAUCCAUCUCGUUCCAUGAAGCUCCACAAGAGUUAGAAGAUUUUUCUCCAAAGCCGCCAAACAAAUUGCCCAAGCUUUCCAGGAAUGUGCUUUAUCCAUUCUUUAUUUAUGAUGAUUAG